UAUGGAGUUGGAAAAUAAUAAGAUAGAAGAAAUUACUUAUUUGAUAAGAUAGAAAUAAAUUCAAUUAGAGUUCGAUAAUAGUGAUAAAAAUCUGUAAGUAAUUCAUUCUAAUUAAAUUAAGUCAUGAUAUUGAAUAAGGUAUAGAGGAGUAGGAUUAAAGAAUUAAGAAGUUAAUAGAAGUAAGACAUUCAAUACUAAUAAUAUUAAGGAUUUAGAUUAUGGGGAUAGAUUAGAAUGGAUUGAAUAUCACAAAUCUUAAGGAUCAUUAUAUUAUCAAAAAUAAUAAUAUAGAAAGGCUUUGAAUGAGUAUUACUUAUCAAUGUUAGCAUUGAAUAAUAGUAAAAUGUGGAGAGAAUAAGGAAUUUCUCUUAUACACAAUAUUUAACUCAUAUUAGAAUAUUUGAAGAUACCUGCUACUAAAGAGUUAUUAGAAUUUGUCUUAUAUAUUGACAUUUAUAAUAUUAAGUCAUAUUUUAAAAUGGGCAAAUUUUAUAGUGGAGAUAAAAAAUAUCAAAUUGCUUUGUAAAUAUCUGUGUUAAUACAGGUCCUAUUUUCAAUAAGGUGAAAAGUUAUGUAAUUAGAUGUAAGAUAAAGAGUCAUAAUAAGAUUUUCAAAAGCAAAUAUUGGAUUGUAAAAAACAGUUAAAUUUGGGUAGAUAAUGA
This is a messenger RNA of Paramecium pentaurelia, 662 nucleotides long. The record is from the annotation of a GenBank genome assembly. Lineage: Eukaryota; Ciliophora; Oligohymenophorea; Peniculida; Parameciidae.